Molecule: messenger RNA, 11949 nt
Organism: Ostreococcus tauri
Lineage: Eukaryota; Viridiplantae; Chlorophyta; Mamiellophyceae; Mamiellales; Bathycoccaceae
Product: Concanavalin A-like lectin/glucanase, subgroup
Exons: 1
Coding region: 1-11949 (3982 amino acids)
Molecular function (GO): calcium ion binding
Source: RefSeq, a predicted model, not a curated record
AUGAGACGCACGAAGUAUGAGAAUUGCGGCGCCGGCGCGCGCGCGCGCCGGCGCGCGCAUCGGAGCUCCUUUACGGCAUCGUUUGCGAUAGUGAUCGCCUCAAUCGUGAUCGUCUGGCGUGUCUCCGGUGUGUUGGGGGGAUCGUCGUCUUCACCGCCACCACCACCUCAAGCCUGUCACGGCGGCUGGUCGACCACGGUGCGGUGUCCAUCCCUAUGCUGGAGGCCCGAGGACACUUAUACGGAAAAGUAUUCGAUACACGUGCACGCAAAACACGGCGGAGAUGCUUGCCCCUAUGGAAAUGGACACACGCGCACGUUAAAAUGCCCAAAGGGCCACAUGUCCGUCUGUCCACCACCCCCGGCGCCGCCGAGUCCGCCACCGCCGCCGAGCCCGCCGCCGCCGCCGAGCCCGCCGCCGCCGAGCCCGCCGCCGCCGCCACCGAGUCCACCCCCACCGAGCCCGCCGCCGCCACCUGGUAUGGGGCAGACAGCUGAGGUGGUUUUCGGAUCAGCGGUUGCACGCAUCGCGAGUUACGCGCACGAUUUUGAAAUUGCGGUACACCAUCCCAGUUGUGACGAGGCAAACGACUGCUUCAGUAGUCACAAUGAAGAAAGCGUGAGUAAUCACGUAUACGGAUUAAAGUGCUCCGUGACCGUGAAAGAAGACGGUAAAUCGUGUCCUACAUACGGCGAACACCUCCCGUGCAGACGCUGGGAUGACUUCUAUCCCAGAACGCUUGCCCUGAUGACCACGGAUGGAAAGCACGCCACCGGCAAGCACACCAUCGACUGGGAGUGCUACUUCGCGACUCCGAAUGGCAAAGUCCCGAAUUCUUCGACGAAGGGAAGUCAUGCGUUUGAAGUGAUUCCGGGUUGCGAUAUUUACAUGCCGUCGGGCGCCGACGACAGCGACACGUCGACAAAGACCACGAUGGCUCACCAAGAGCUCGUCAAGUACAUUCUCUUGAGUCAUGAUUCGUUUCAAAACGUCAAGUGUACCACACAUGAGAUUUACCGUGUGAAAGAGGAGCUAUUUCGAAAGUAUGAUGACGAUCCUUUGGACGGCGUGCUUUCGGUUGCCGAGUUACGAACGCUCCUCAUCGACCAGAGCGCAUCAACACACAUCCUGGAUCACUGGAAUUCAGAGUUCAAAACGAAAACAUCUGGACAAGAUGUGAAGGUAACGAUCGUCGAUAUGAUGGAGACAGAAGUCUACCCAUUCAAGUGCCAGGGAGAGUCUCCGAACAGCAUGAGCCCAAGCGCCGUCACGUACCCAACCAAGGAUUGGAAAACCGAGGAGGCGUGUACGAACGAUCUCCGCGAGCUCACCACAAAGUGGUCGUACACCACUCUGCCCGAUCACGAUGACUUUAUUUGCGCGUACGUCGAUGGUGUUUUGUUCGACCAGAUGAGCGUAGAUCGCAAUAACCCCGGAGAGGUGACGCACACGAAGCUUCCGAACAAUGUGUACGCACCCACAGCCUUCGUCGAUAUCCGGCCAACCACGAGCGAUUUCUUGGAUGAGCACGACUCCCUCGUCGCAUCUUUCGCGUUUGACGAAGAGGUUCUCGAGGACGGUACGAUGGUCUCGACCUCGCCGCGAGUUGGCGGGCAAUCGGCAAUGCCGAUGAAAUUGGUGCCAACGGCGAACACGCGAACGAUCGCCACGUGCCACCUUGGAUUUGGCUUCAUGUGCAUGAAGCCUGCGCAGAGUGCCGAUUAUUCAUACUCUUUGAAGACAUCUGACGCCCUUGGCGAUAACAUCGCGAUGAGCGCUUGGGUUCACGUUCCAGAGUCUAGAUGCGGCAGUCCCAAAGCCGGUUCGGAUACGUCGAGGAUGAUGCUCGCGCAGUUUGAUGGGCUGAUCGAAAGCCGCGAGCACAGGUUUGAAGUUUACUUAAAGCCGAGCAACAAGGAUACGUGGCAUUUGACCGCUUCUUAUUCGACGCGUCCUCGAGGCAAGGGACCGUAUACCGUAUCGAUGCAGAAACAGCACGCCAUGAAAUGCGACGGGGAAUGGCAUCUUGUCGCGUUUACAGUCAACAAAGAAAGUUUCCUUACCCUUUACGUCGACCCGACGGCCGAUCAGAAAGCGACGACGACAUCGCAGGGGACGUACACUCGUGAUACUGCGUGGCCGGUUGAAAAAAUGAGCUCACUAGAUGAGGUCACAAUGCUAGGCGCCGUAGAUGUCGAAGUCGACGACGUCCGUGUCUACACCGGCGUCGUGCGAGAUGCGACGUUCAUAGACACCUCGAGGUGUUCGCAUCACAGGCGCUGCGCCUACCGCGCGUACGCUUCCGCGAAGUCAAGGCGUGUCGUGUGCCUAAGUGGCGUUAUUUCCAAAGCUGACAAGGCAACGUACACCAAGUACGCAUGCGUUGGAGGGCUGUAUUACGACGGCUCUCCUGUGGAUGUCUCGGCAAGAUUUGAUGUCGCUGGGGUCGUGUUCAGCUACCGAGACACUUCGUGGGGCGAGCGAAACUUUGAAGUCCUCCGCCGAAACACGUUCAAGGAAACUAUAUCGGACUCGCCAUAUGAAGUGGUUGUUCUCAUAGACAGCGAUUUACAAUACUGUCAUCGUCUUUUCAGUCCUGUUAUUUACAUCGAUCGCGAGGCUGCUGCGUCUCCUGGAUCAACUUGGUUGUACAAAGUGGCAGCGCAAACAUCUACGGGGCGCGUCGUGGUUUCCACUCCAUUCAGUUUUACAACUCCUUGGAGAGCAAACUUGAAGGGGUAUGUGUACGCCGGGAGUUCAACGGUGGCUGUCCCUUACGUGCGCGUGUGCGCCAACUACUACGAACCCGUCGAAUCGAAUGCACAAAGUAUUUAUGAUCCAUCUGAUGUCAGUCAAGUAUUUCCUCGAGCUGGCGAAGCAGACUAUGAGCCCAGUAUCAAUCUGGCCAAAUUUAAGCGCGCGUGGACGUCGACGAAAAAUGUGAAAGCUUACACCCUCACAGAUGGCGAACACAUCGCCAAGGGUAACGAGAUUGAACUAGUCGAGAGCGACUACGCCAUGGUUGAUUUGGGUAGCUGGAGUGCUGUACAGACGGUGCAAGUGUGUAUGGCUGCGCGAUCGCUGAUACAUGCGCCUGAGCUCAUUUCCCUCACGGAGUCGAUGCUAGUUCAUUCUGGCACUCAGGUUGACGAGGACAUGUUCAUCAACCGACCACCGUACUCAAAUGACAUCGUGAGAAAGAUAAAAGAAGGCGUUGUGCUCAAGACUCCGUCGUCCAAACAAAUAAAGCUCAAGCCUGGCGAUACAGUCAAGGUACGUUUUUGGGUUAAAAUUGAUUCAGACGCAAAGGAGGUCAAGGUGCAUUUCGUGGAGCAACAGAGUAACAACAAAUUGGGUAAUUCGCUCGUCGUGAAGCCGAAGCGUGCGCAGUGGUUCAAGGUGGAACACAGAUAUGAAACGAAAAGUACCGUUGACGUGGGUUUCAUGAUCUCAAGUGAAGGCUCUGGUUCUUACUACCUCACGGACGUCGACUGUCGCAAAAACACGCUGACGUCAAACAUGAAGGGGAUCGAUGCGUCGAGCGCGUCCGGUGUGACGAUGGAGUCCAAAAGCUCCCCGCCGCGCGGACUGAGUGACGUCGUCUUGAGCGUCAAAUCACGCUUGAAAGUAUCAAUGGACUCCCCCGAGGAGCCGCCUGUCCGCGUUUUGGACGGAGACAGCGUCAUCUUCAGCUUUUGGGCGAAACAAGCGUUGGCUUCUUCGCAAUCGCGAACGCUGACCGUCUCGGUGCAAGGCGCAUUCGAAGAAACUGGCCAAGGUGAAGUCCAAAUUGACGGAACGAGAUGGCGCCGAUUUUCUGUCACUCUGAAAUCAUCCAAAGAUCAGCAGCUUAAGGUACCACGUAUCAGCUUAGACGCGGAGGGCCCUGCAGUCAUGCUCACGGGCUUUGAAUUCCGGCAAAUGGCGGAAGCCAGCGUCGGUUUACCCAUCAAGGUGCAAAUUCAGGACUACGAUCCCACUGACACUAAGGAUUUUGGAUCUGCGUGCGUGCACGAGGGUGAACACGCAAUCACUGACUUGGGGGAUUGCGUGACGUUUUCUUGCAAAGGAACAAAGUUGAGCUUGGUUCACGGACAGUUUGUCACCGUGAACGCAUUGAGGGAUGUCAAGCUGACGGAGAUCAAAGCCGUGGGGUACACCACUAGCUGUCCCUACACCGCGGUAACUGACAUCGAGGGAUCGUACGACAUCGUUAUAAAGGACACAACGGGUCAAACUUCGGUGAAUACGCACAUCAAUGUCGGAGCUUUCAAAGGAGAAACGUUCGAAGAGACGGCGCAGCCAAUCUUGAACACGACGGACAAAUCCGAUCCUUUCAACGUGCCGAGCAAGGUGCUGCUCGUACUUCGGGAGGAUAACCUACGUAAUUCAGCUGUAGCGCAGGCGGGUGCGAAUGCGCGCACGACCGAUCAUGAUGUUUUCGAUGAUUCUCUUCACGGUGUGCUAAACGAUUAUGAUCACGGGAACUUGACGAGCGCGCGGAGAAGGCUUCUCGGGAAUACAAACAACAGAAAUUGUGACGAAAAGUUAACGGGCAAUGGGCGUUCGUACCGGGGUUGUCAAAGGAAAACGAGAAGUGGUAGAACUUGUCAAGCUUGGUACAGCCAGUCUCCACACAGACACAGUAACUUCAAAUGGAACCCCUGGUUCGACGCAGGCUGGCACAAUAAGUGCCGAAACCCCGACGGGAGCUCCACCAUUUGGUGCUAUACAACGGACUCGAGGAAGAGAUGGGAGUAUUGCGACCCGGUGCAGCCGCCAUCGCCGCCGCCACCGCCGCCGCCAUCGCCAUCGCCGCCGCCGCCGCCUGGGCGCGCAGUCGCGGGCAAAAUUGAAUGGUCUCUCCUUGACGGCGUGAAAAGCAAUUCUCGCGGUACUUUGUCCAAAACAAGAAGCGGAUCCAACUGGAAUGCCGGCGCGGUGAGUCGUCGGGCAAUCAGAGGACCGUCUGAUGCUGUGCACGGCAUCGCAGCCUCUUGCAAGAUGGGAGAGGACAUGAUGAUCGGGCUCAACUCUCAAUCGUCCGCCGCUGAGUCCGGGUACGAUAAAUUGGAUUUUGCGCUGUUCUGCGACGGUAGACGUACAAAUUGGUGGGGGAAAACUUACCGCUCGACAAAGUUGAGUGCGUACGAGAAUGGAAAAAAGGUUGAGCUGUCGAGUACUUCUUACAAUACCAAUCAGGUCUUGAAAAUCGUGAUCAACGAUGGAAAGGUUCAGUACUACCGUGAUGGCAAGUUGUUAAGAACGAGCUCAUCGAAGCCGAGGUAUCCAGUCCACGCAGACGUGUCAAUGCGUACGCCAGAUAGUGCCAUUUACAACGCGCACUGGCUCGAGCCUGCUCCACCGCCGCCGUCGCCGUCGCCGCCGCCGCCGUCGCCGUCGCCACCACCACCGCCGCCACCGCCGCCGCCGCCGUCGCCGCCGUCGCCACCGCCGCCGUCGCCGUCGCCGCCGCCGCCGUCGCCACCGCCGCCGCCGUCGCCACCACCGCCGCCGCCCGCGCAAGCGAAGUUGAACGAGAAUAUCGAUUGGGUGCAGCUGGACGGUGUCAAAGCAACACCAGAGGGCGAUGUCGUAAAAACAAGAACAUCGCACGGUUGGGAGAAAGGUGUGGUCGCUGGCGCAGUGAGUCGCCGCGCCAUCAAGACGCCCGACGGUUCCGUGCGCGGUAUCUCGGCCAAAUGUCCGCAGUUUGGAUCGAGGCAAAUGAUUGCGCUGAACUCGCAAUCGACCGCUGAUCCGGCGGACUAUCAAAGUCUGGACUUCGCCCUGUAUUGCGAUGUCGCUACUCAAACGCUCAAAGUGUACGAGAACGGACAGAGAGUUACAGCGGGUUGGAAACGCGGAGAUGGUAGCACACAGUUCUCAACGACCGAUACCAUUCAAAUUGUCAUCAAUGAUCGGGGACAGGUCGAGUACUUCCAAAAUCGGCUCCUCCUGUACACAAGUGCGAAGCGCCCGAAAUAUCCACUCCAUGCAGAUGUUGCGAUUUACCACGGUAAAUUAACGAACGUUCGUUGGGUUGAGGUGAUUCAUUCUCCACCACCUUCUCCCCCACCACCCUCACCGCCGCCGCCGUCGCCGCCGCCACCGUCGCCGCCGCCGCCGUCGCCGCCGCCGCCGUCGCCGCCGCCGCCAAUGCACGAUUUUGAUGAAACGGAUCUCAACGAUGACGCAAAAGUAGACAGGGCAGAGUUGAUCGCCAUCAUCGAAAAGGGCGCGAGCUUUCCAUCAAACGGGCAUGCCAUCGUCUCCGAUGAAAUAUGGAACAGCUUUGAUCACGACAAGGAUGGUUUCCUGAACGGAGCUGAAUUUACGCUCGUCGCUCAUCGCAUGGCUCUUCGCGAGAUUUUCAUUGAGCCCGUUCUCGUGUUCCCGACUCGAAAAUCUGUGAAUGAAUACGAUUUCAAGACGGUGCAGACAGUGGAUGAGCCACUCUCAAGUGAUUCUCAUGAAGACACGCGUCAUCAAGUGUUCUCACGGGCGUGUGAGAACAUCAUCGUGCCUCGCGUCUCUUCCGUUGUUAUUCCAUACUCAUCAGCCGGGUGGAAUGAUUUGUACAGGAAUUUUACACGCAUGCUGGGGGGUGAUCCAUUGACAAAGAUCACUGACUGUCGUCCUCUCGAAGAAGCGGAAUUUGAAGCGGUGGUUUUCGGUGAAAGCAGUUAUCAGUACAUCAUGCCCAUGCUUGGGAGUGCGGCUGGAUCAAACGCAAUCUUUAUCGAUUUAGAUGCAACAAAGUUGCACGAUCGCAUCAAAGAUGAUCCCAAAACGCUCUUUGAGCGCGUCAGUCGCCUUGGACUAGAGGUUUCACUUUGGUCACGACGACACAAGCCUGACGUCGUCCACGUAUUUGACCAGAACGACUAUGAUCAAGGAUACGGUGCUGAAAUAGUGCCGGAUCCAUCUCAGGAUAAAGUAUUCUCUGACUUCGCUGAAAUACAAGCCACGAAACUCGCCUUGAGUCAUAGAGGCACGAUCGAGAAGAAGUUUGCUGACGACACCGCAGUGAUUGUCACGGGCGCCGUCAUGUUCCCAAAAGAGUGGACCGAACUUUCGGAGUGCGGGCUUUUUGAGGCAGUAAUUGCGGUAAAGGAUGAAAGCGCUUCGAGCGACCCGGCAGUUUACAAGACGGACGAGGGUGGUUGGUUCGAAUUUGCGAUCACCAGUGGUAAAUCGUACACCAUAACAGCGAGUUAUCCGAACCACCGAAUUUGCUUCUCUGGUGGCACGAUCGACGAAGCGACUCGGCUUUGGAGUUGCGACAGCAAACCCGUCAGCGUACGCCUCAUUUCAGUGACUGAGACAACAUACGUGUUCUUCACAGACACGACGACGUCCAAUGUUGAUCUGGGAUUGUACCAAGGUGAGUGCAAUGCGUUGUACGGCGGAGCGACAUUUAAAGUUACCCCAAUUAAUGGCUGUCAUCCUCCGGCUUACUUUACAUCCAAAGAAAUUAACGCGUGGAUCGCACCGGAUCGAAACAAGAAAAAUGCAGAACAAAUUCCAAGCAGAGAAGAAAACGCCAACGGACGGAGAUGGCCCCUUGCUGCGCUGGACUAUUCAAUUACGAUAGAAGAGGGACCUUCAACGAGCAAUAUGAGCGCCAUGAUUAAGGAAAAGUAUCCCAACGCUGAGUGUGAGAUAGGCGCCGGUGGUGUCGUGCAGUACUUCCGAGAACGUCCGGAGGGACUUGAGCGGAUCGCCCCGAUGCGAACGGAACAUACCUGGAUAUCGAUAAGGUAUAAAUAUCAUGGCUACCUGUGCUCAGAGAUCGUCGAUCUUCCCCGCAUCAAGCGAGAUGAUGACAUCUGCUGGGAUCGGGAUUCAAUCAAAGAUGGUGGUAUUUUGCGACAACAUUUUGUCGGCGAUUCGCAAUUUUUCGACGAAUCGAGCUUACCAAUCUCCGACAAAUACGUGCGCGCGAAGGUUUUUGAAUUGCAUUUAUCGAAUGACAAGCUUGAGGCGUGCACGACUUUCCCGGGACCUAAAACCAAGACUCCGGACGCACGUUCAUGGGUAGAGUUCCGCCAAAGCAUUACGGACAUUGAAACGAAUCCGUGUCACACCAACAGAAACGGUGGACCGCUGUGCGAUUUCGACAUCUCGAUCGAUGGAGAUGGAUAUCUUCAGUUUCCCAUGGAAGACCAGACGCUAUCAAACGAGCGGCUCAUCAUUCCUGGUGUCCCGAGGUUCUCCGGUAAUUUCCGCAGAGCACUGGAGCUGCAUGUUUACCGCAACGAUGGAUCAAAAACGAUGAUCGUAAACACCCUCCGCGAACUUAUUUCUCUUGGCUCUAGACCUCGAGGUGAAGGCAUGUAUGGUGAAGACAGCGACGAUGUGUACUGGGCAACUGUCCCGUUGGAAGGUCUCGUGUAUACGACUGUACAUGAUCCGCCUGGAGGUAACUCUUACGCUGAGCUCAUGCUCGGAACUGAAGUGAAGAUGGAAAUUGCGACUACAGACCAGCAAUCGGCUUCCUUUAAGAGAUCGUACUCGGCUGGUGGUGGUGUUGAGGCAUCAUUGAAACAGGCGGUGGGUGCUAAUAUUGGUUACACUGUCGAGGGUACCUUUCAGUUUGAGCUGCCCAUCUUCAGUAUCGGCGUCGACUUCACACACGCCGAAGAUGGUCCAGAGUUCAAAGUGGCGCAAUCUCACGGUGGAGGCUGGGAUAUGAUAGCGAAUACGAAUCGCGUCAUACGUACGAGCACGGAUGUUGCGAUCCCUGGAAGAUCUGGCGACGUCAUUUUAGGUGGUGGCGUCGAGCUGGUGUAUAAAAUGUCAGACUCGCUUGAUAUUCGCGAAAAAGAUUUGUGUCUCGAAGUGACACAAAAGAUAACGUGGCUACCAAGGAGGCCGACGUCUUACGUGUUCCUCGUGCACACCGUCGAGGCUAUGGUUAUUCCUAACCUUAGGUACUUGUUAGCUGUGGUGCAAGCUGGAAACAACAUCGCUGGGGACACAUCUGGGAUGACACACAUGGAAUGGCCCUCAUAUUUGACGGGCAAAAUUGCUGCAUGGGAAAGAACACUUCAGUGGUCGUCACCUAGAGUGUACAAAACUCCAGCACCUGGGAGUGUCCAGUAUAAGCGGAACACUAGCGCCGUCGAUCGUAUCAUGACACCGUUCCUUGACGAGGAUUCCUUGAUGGGCGCCGAGGCCCAGUCCAAACUAGUAGAGUAUCGUCAGUUCUUGACCCAGGACGUGUCCGACUGGGAUGGUGACGAUUCAUCAGAUCUCUUGCCUGCGCUGAAGCAGCAAUGGACUUCCCUCGAUUCCCUCGAUGGCACCUCUUUUGCAAUCGAUGGCCCAGGAGGCGCUUUUGACUACGCGAAUGGUGCCGAAGGAUCUGUUACGAAACUUAAGGACAAGAUUGAAACUCCGUCGCCUGAUGGCGACUGGAAUCAGUUAUCCGAUGCUACGGCGAGCUCUGAUAAAAAGUUAUGGAUGGCGAGAAAGAACAGGUUAACAGACGCCAAUUUUCUGAAGCGCCUCAAUGUGGACGACGAUUCGGCACCGACAACAAUGGGCAUGAACAGCGCGACGCGACGGGAUUUAGAUGGUGUUUAUUACGCAUGCAGGCGAGAAAAGUGCAGCACUGGCGAGCUCGAUCGACGCUUGCAACUCAUUGGUCCCUCAGGCAGCGAUUCAACUUCGGAACGCAGACUCGGUGAGUUUAACCACUUUCAAGUUUCGCUCGAAGACACUUCGAGAGUCAUGGCGUCGUUCACUGGUCGUGAGGGACCGCUUGGUUUCGGCCCAAAGGAUUCCGCAUCAGAAGAAGGAACGAUAUUGCUUUCAUUUUCAGGCGGCGGGCCGUCGACGGAAUUCAUUUUUUCAUCAAAUGAGAACAUUGCAGGAGAAGCUUUCUCGUGGACUCUUGGUAUGCAGGCCUCGGCUUCAAAUGCUAUCGGAUUAGCAGUUGGUAUAACCGUCGCAAAGACUCACUAUAAACACUCAGCGUCCAUGAGCAGAGAUGUCUCGAAAACUCGAGCUGUUGCGUGGGCAAAGUACGAACGUAUGAGUACUGUGUAUUCUCUCGGAGAUCCAGAAUUCGGUGAUAAGUUCGUCGUUCAAGUUAGUUCGGAUGUCAGAUUUGGAACGCCAGUCUUUAUAACGCAAGGUGGAAGAAGCAAAUGUCCUGGCGAAAGACUCACCAUGUUCCGCGAGGCUGGUUUCAAGAUCACGCGGGACACGACGCAUAACGAACGUUUGAAUCCAGGAGAACACGCCAUCAUACAGCUCAAGAUAGUGAACGAAUCCCCGUACAAAGAACGCGCCAAUAUGGGACUGCGUCUCGUGGAUGGCACUGCCGACUGCGUUCAACGAAUUGUCUUCGCCGCGAUGCGUGCUGCUGAGCUUGACGCGGACGACGCGAACAAAGUACAGUCAGCCGUGAACUCCACCGCCGACGGCCACGAAUGUUUAGCGUCGGAAUCAAAGGACGUAAAAAAGCUCAAAUCUGAUGUCGCGUCCCUGAUGGAUGAUUACAACGCGAUGGCCACGAAUGCAGGGAUGAGUCUCGCCAGAACUAUUGCGAAAUUGACUCAAACGUCCGCCCCUGCGGGUGAGGCACUUCAAGGGAUGAAAUUUGCGAUAAACGGGAUUCACAUGUGGGCUUUCGGAGAGGUCUUGCCACUCAAACGGCUCGCCGGCGAUUUUUUGGACACGCAAAGUGUUGUUCACGAAAGCCAUCUUGCACUGUCAGUGGAGCCGGCUGACGGACUCUACGAAAGUCUCCAUCUUGGUGUUUCCCUUGUCAGCUUGUGCGAGUCGAUGAUCGAAUCGUACAUGGAUCGACCAAUAAUUUCCAGUACCACGUCACUUGGCGCGAUGUCUUGGAGUAUGAAGUGUCCAAAAGUAGCGUUCCAUCCGUCCACGCUCAACAAGCCGGAUGAUUAUUUCGUGAAGAGUGCAAAGUCUGAUUCCACCGUGCUGAAGCUUCUCGCCAUCAAUCCAAAUCGCUAUUCACUGUGGCCCGACGAUCAGCUGUCUGAAAAUGCCCAGUUGGUAAUGAAUGAAGCAUUGCGUUAUGUGUACUUGCAGUAUCGUCCACUAACAGGCGGAGAGUGGCUCACAGCGAAGGACGAAAUCGAAGGAGAUGGUACGGACAAAAAAUUCAACCUCCUGUGCCCAGAUUCGCGCGGCGACGGCUGCGCGUUCGAUUGGAACUUGAACGACAAAUAUGAGAAACUAUUGAGUGGAUAUAAAGACGGAAGAUACGAAAUCCGCUUGAAGACGUACUGUGUCGGUGGUUCGCACCUCGCCGACGAAGCGGUGCACUCUUACGUGAGUGAUCAAACACUUGUGUUGACGAUCGAUACGAAGACCCCACUCAUCGGCGCCCUGAGCUACGUCAACUCACAGACUACGCAGCGAGUUGAUUUCAUGGAACCUAUUGACUGCACUGACCAAAAAGUAAGUGUUCAGCGAAGCGAUUCCUCGACCGGGACAUUCGAGAAGGUCACUGAGGAAGAUCUUAAGAACUCAGCGUAUCCGUUUGUUUUCCAGUGUAUGAACGCCGGAAACAUGGGUUACUGGCUACUCAAGUUCCCUUCUAACGCCCGCGGGUAUUAUAAAGUAUCCGUAGGUGCAGUCCACGACAUCGCAGGUAAUGCGUGCGACGAAUUCAGCUUUGUUGCUCCAGUACGCGUUUCUGGCUCGACGGGCAGUUCGACUAUUUCGACGCGUCUUGGUUUCUUGCCUUCUCGACGCUCGGAAAGGGUGAGAACUCGAAAGGUGCGCCUCGAUACUACCGUUGAUAUAGCGUCGACUCUGAUUUUCUGUUUCAUCGCUCUUGUCGCGAUUGUCGCGCUCGCGUCGCGAGCGCGAAAGUACGCGAGAGUCGACGUUCGGGACGGCUCUGGCGACGAAAAAGUACAUCUCAACAACGCAGUGGACGUCCAACGCUACGGGGCUGCGGUUUAA